AACAAUACGUCACACAGUUAGUUGAAACAUUUGUGAGACCUGGGAAGGUUUCACGUUUAUGGCUGUAAAGUAGGCGACUGACAGCACUUGAAGGACUCCGCACGUGUCCUCACUCUCACAGGCAGGUGGAGUCAUUAUGGAAUUCGCUUGUGGAUUUGUGUACGCGCCGCCAUCGGUGAGUCCGAAAGACGCCCCCGGAUCCAACGUCAUUAAACGCUCAGCUCUUCUCCCUCCUGUUAACCGGGUCCGUCCUAGCUGUCCUCCCCCUCUUCCUCCUUCGACAAACUUUGCAGAAGCCAAAUCACCGAAAUCCCUCCAAUUCCCCUCCAAGGUUAUUGAACAGUUGGAAAAGAGCAAGGAGGUGAAGAAGGCAGUGAAGCCCACUGUCUUCUAUGAAAAUGAAUUUUACAAUAAACCGGAGGCAGCUACUUCCAGCAGUAUAACUCCUCAGCAGACACCGCCUCGAAAAACAGCUCUUCUUCCACCACACAUGAGACCUGAAACACGCAGCCAGUCCCAUCCUUACAGCCAGCCACUCCAUUCCUCCAACACCAACAGUCAGACAUGUACCUAUGACCUCCCGAAAGAUGAGUGUGAUUUAAAUGCCCAUCCCUGGGACCCAAACUACUCGUACACCACACCAGAAGGCACGGGGUGCGAGGUGAAGCUGCCAGCUGACACUAGCAGUGUGUCGGCCCAGACAUCAGCGUCAGUCCCACCUCUUCCUCCGAGACCUCCAUUCCUGAAGUCAAUGCCAGAGUACCUGGUGCUGUUGCCCUCGCCCUUCUUAUCUAACUCAUCAUCCAACCAAUUACUGUCAAACACGUCACUUAACUUAUCUUCUAGUCAAGGAUCAACAGAUCAGGGGCCUCUGCCCGGGAAUCCUAAUGUGCUCCUUGUCAGUUUAGGAAAAUUACUCUCAGAGGAAAUGCAGACCAUACAAGGAGAGCCCACCCCCUGCUCACAGUGUGGCUCUGUGCUGGAGUCUUGCUAUGUCAAUGUGGUUGAGGACUGUUACUUCUGUCAGCCCUGGGGGCCGACCAGCACUCCCAGUAUACCACAGUGUCGUCACCAGGAUGACCUCUUUCUGCUCUUUCCUAAUGAAAAGCCUCAGUGUGCUGCUGACGCUCUGUUGCUCUUCUGCAUCGACAUCUCAGGCUCUAUGAGCACAACCUCUGAGAGGUCAGAGGGAGAGCAGGUUGUCCACAGAUCUCGUCUUGAAUUCGUCCAGGAAGCCGUGUUGCAGUGUGUUCAGAGACUAAGUGAACAACAACCUGACAAGCGAGUGGGACUCAUCACCUUCAACUAUCAGGUGACAAUGCAUGGAAAUGAGCAUUUCACGUCACAUACCCUAAGCGGUUCCGAGUUAACUGACAGGGACUUUCUGAAAGAGGCUGCAGCCAGUUUCCCCACUCCACCUCCACUCUCACAGACCAAGGACUACUUACAGAGACAAGUCAUGGGAUUAACUGUAGGUGGGACCACAGCUCUUGGCCCAGCUGCUCUCCUGACGAUUGCAAUAGCCUCCAGACAGCCGGGGUCCAAGGUGAUUAUCUGUACAGAUGGAAAGGCCAACACAGAUUUGGGGAAUCUAGAGGAAGAGGAUAUUGAUGCUCGCACCCUACUCUCAUCCACCAUCUACUACCAGGAGCUGGGGGAAUAUGCUGCCAAUCAGGGUGUUACAGUGUCUGUGCUGUCCAUAGAAGGAACAGACUGCAGGCUGGAUGAGCUGGGGAGACUCGCUGAUCGCACUGGAGGGACAGUGGUAAUAGCAAGCCCUAAUAGGUUGCACCAAGAGUUUGAACAGAUCAUUGAGAACAGGACCAUAGCCACCCAUUGUACUGUCACAUUACUGCUGCCCCGGUCACUACGUAUGAAAGGAGAGAGGGAAGCAGGACACAAAGGGACCAGAGAGGUGGGGAACGUGGACCUAGAUACAGAGAUCACCUUCCAGUUUGGAGUCAAUGAACAGGAGGCAGAAGUGUGUGGGCCGGCCUCUGGUAGCAGUGUGGCCAUCCAGCUGCAGAUCAGGUACAGGCACAGGAACAGACAGAGGAUGCUUAGAGUGAUCACCACUGAACGAGAAGUUACUGAUAACAGCUUGGCGGCCCUGUCCUCUCUCUCUCUGGCAAUCAUUCAGCUCAACUCGUCACAGGCCAGUGCCGCUCUGGCUGUCAGAGGCCGCUUCCUCGACGCCAGGAGGGAGGGAGAGCUGCAGAUGAAGCUGAUCGAGAGAGCAAUAAUGCAUAAUCGAAGUUCAGAGGACCGUCAAACAUACCAAGAAUGGGUUAAAACCAUGGAGCCUAUAUACGACAACAACAUACAAAUCUUCACAAGUAGAAAAUCUGUCUUUUCAGACUCACAGUCUCUAACAGACGCUGGUGCAGCGCUGCUCUACACCAUGAAGCACAGCAACAGGAAGUCCAUCUCACUGAAGAAUAAACAUAAACUCAAGCCAACUGUCAGCCUGCACCUUUUAUCUCGCUGGAAGCAAUUCUAGUCAUGAAUGACAAAGAUAAAUAAACACUGCUGUUUGACUUUGA
Messenger RNA from Etheostoma spectabile (orangethroat darter), 2543 nucleotides. RefSeq names its product circularly permutated Ras protein 1. The transcript is spliced from 21 exons. The coding region runs from base 137 to 2500 and encodes 787 amino acids. Gene Ontology annotation, cellular component: COPII vesicle coat; endoplasmic reticulum exit site. Gene Ontology annotation, biological process: COPII-coated vesicle cargo loading. Lineage: Eukaryota; Metazoa; Chordata; Actinopteri; Perciformes; Percidae. The record is from RefSeq and is a predicted model, not a curated record. Gene Ontology annotation, molecular function: zinc ion binding; SNARE binding.